Salvia splendens (bonfire salvia) is the source of this 1501-nucleotide messenger RNA. RefSeq names its product photosystem II stability/assembly factor HCF136, chloroplastic. The transcript is spliced from 8 exons. The record is from RefSeq and is a predicted model, not a curated record. NCBI's taxonomy places the organism in Eukaryota, Viridiplantae, Streptophyta, Magnoliopsida, Lamiales, Lamiaceae. The coding region runs from base 95 to 1309 and encodes 404 amino acids. Gene Ontology annotation, molecular function: protein binding.
GAAAUUCGUUUGGAUAAGAAAAUCCCAACUGCGCGCAAUCUACAGAGAGAGAAAGAGUGAAGAGAGAGAGUGACACGUCACCACCUUCACAACCAUGGCUGCUCUUCAGCACCUCUCUUCUUCUAUCACCGCUCCCCUCCCGCCGCAGCUCCGCUCUCGUUUCCAUCCCCGCCGCCGCGGCGGAUGUCGCCUCCUCCCUUCUGCCUCGGCCGCUCCUCACUCCGCGCAGACUGAUAACUCCAUCACCCGCCGCCAAUUGAUCGGCGGACUACAAGCCGCCGCCGCCGCCGCGAUUUCGCUCUCUCCGCUCGGCCGCAAGGCGCUGGCGGCGGACGACUCGCUGUCCGAGUGGGAGAGAGUUUUCCUUCCGAUUGAUCCCGGCGUCGUGCUUCUCGACAUUGCUUUCGUCCCCGAUGAUCCCUCUCACGGUUUCCUAUUGGGGACUAGACAAACUUUGUUGGAGACAAAAGACGGAGGAACCACUUGGGCUCCACGUUCCAUACCAUCUGCCGAGGAUGAGGACUUUAACUAUAGGUUUAAUUGCAUCAGCUUCAAAGGGAAGGAAGGUUGGAUUAUAGGCAAGCCAGCUAUUCUUUUGUACACUUCAGAUGCUGGAGAUACAUGGAAGCGCAUACCGUUAAGUUCUCAACUUCCUGGUGAUAUGGUAUAUAUAAAGGGUACUGGAGAAAAGGGUGCCGAAUUGGUAACUGAUCAGGGUGCAAUUUAUGUCACAUCAAAUGGUGGAUACAAUUGGAAGGCUGCUAUUCAGGAGACUGUUUCAGCUACUUUAAAUAGAACAGUUUCUAGUGGUAUCAGUGGUGCCAGCUACUAUACAGGAACAUUUAGCACUGUCAAUCGCUCACCUGAUGGAAAAUAUGUCGCUGUUUCAAGCCGUGGUAACUUCUAUCUGACAUGGGAACCAGGUCAGGCAUAUUGGCAGCCUCAUAAUAGGGCUAUUGCAAGAAGAAUUCAGAACAUGGGGUGGAGAGCUGACGGUGGUCUUUGGCUUCUAGCACGUGGUGGGGGACUUUUUCUUAGCAAGGGUACUGGGAUAUCUGAGGAAUUUGAGGAAAUUCCAGUGCAGAGUCGUGGAUUCGGGAUUCUUGAUGUUGGGUACCGAUCAGAGGAUGAGGCUUGGGCAGCCGGUGGGAGUGGGGUUCUGCUGAAAACCACGAACAGUGGGAAGACCUGGGUCCGCGACAGAGCAGCUGACAACAUCGCUGCCAAUCUUUACUCAGUGAAGUUCAUAAAUGACAAGCAAGGAUUCGUACUGGGGAACGACGGAGUCUUGCUGAAAUAUCUAGGAUGAAUAGGCUGCCUGAAAUAUUUUGUUUAGUUGUCUGUGAUCGCCAGUGUCUCAUCUCCAAUUACAUUCAAGAGGAACCAUGUGAGUUGAUUGCUUAAUUUUGUUUAUUUAUCUGAUUCUUGGCUGUUCUACAUAAAUACAUAAGGCUUUGGCUUUUAUAUAGUACUCCUAUUUAGAUCACUGGAAAUUGGUAAA